UAAAAUGGCGGUUUCUUCUUCUGUCACCAGUUCGGUCACCAGGACUAGCUAUGCCUUUGAUACUCUUUGCAAUGGGAGUCCCUGCUGCGUCUGUGAUGCAAAAUGUCUUUUAAAACUGACUAAAAAUUUUCGUACUACUCGAUCUGUAGCUUCAUCACUCUACAAGAAGCUCAAUGAGAUUAUACAUGAGAUUGAGGUUAGGAGGGGAUGCCAGCUAGUGGGCUUUUCCAUUGGAAGAGCACCGAUUAAUAAAAGAGAACGUACAAAAAGGAAAGGAGAUUACUAUUCAUUUGAUAUAAUGGAUCCCAGGACUUGGAAUAAAGAUGCUCUUAAACUGCAGUGGGAGGAAUGCAAAAGGUCUGAUUGUGGGAGAAAUGGAUUGAUUGUUCUUACUGUAGUCACUCAAGCGGAAACUCCCAUUAAUUAUUCCUCUCAUGAAGAAUAUGUCAUUAAAAUAGAAGAAGAAUUAAGAAGUUACAGUAUGUUUGAAAGGAAUGAUAAUCGACUUCAAAUUACUUCUUUUAGCCUGCAAAAAAGUAAAGGGAAAGCUCAUGCUUAUGCAAUUUAUGUGGCCAUUAGACUCUUGGAGUCCUCUAGUCGAGUAUGGAAAGGAGGAGCAGAAGAACCUGCAGUACCUGCUGUUUCUCAGUAUAUCUCUGCUGGACGUACAGCAGCAACUGCUGCAAUGCAUCAACCUAAUCCCAUCCUACUCCAUUCUCCUCAUACCCCAGUGCAGGAUCCAACUCAAUCAGUAUCAAGAGAUAGGAAAUCUCAUAGUUCUACUUUAUCUUCAAUGAGUUCAUCUGGAGCUAGUCGCAAAACACGAUCUUUAACAUAUAGUGGAUCAAAAUCAUCUGGUUCCAUGCAUACCCAUCAAUAUGAUGAGGAAAGCAAGAGACAUACAGAAGUAAAAAAGGAGAAUGAAGGUCUAAGAGCACAGAUAUCUCAGAUGAGUGAGGUGUUGAAGUCAAAAGAAACAGAACUGGAAAUCUUUAAAGAGGAGAAUAUGCAAGUAAAGUCUCAACUGCAUCAUAUGGAAGCAAUAAAUCAAGCUAAAUUAAAGCUUGAAGAAGAGAACAAAGAACUACUGGUACAGUUGUCUUUGUUGGUCCAAACUAAUGAGGAAAAUGAAUCUAAACUGAGAAAGGUAGUAAAAGAAAAUAGCCGACUGAGCAAAUCACCCAAAGAAAGCCAUCAAAUUAAAGUAAUCCAGGAAGAAAGCAGACAAUUAAAAUUGCAAUUAUCUGAGAUGGCUGAGUUGUCAAAGGCAAGGGAGACUGAGCUGGAAAGAGUCAAAGAAGAGAAUGCUCAACUUAACUCUCAACUGCAUCAUAACGUUGAGAAAAUACACCGAGCUAAAUUGGUAGCAGAAGAAGAGAAUGAGCGAUUAAAAGCACAUUUGUCUGAGUUGGUUGAAAGAUCCGAAGCAAAUGACAUUGACAUGAGAAAAUUAAUGGAAGAAAAUUCUCGACUGAAGACAACAAAUGUUAGAAAAUCACCAGAAGAGAAAAAUGAAAUUAAAAUGAUCAAGAAAGAGAAUCGACAUUUAAAAGCACAAGUAUCAGAACUGGUUAAACUGUAUCAAGUGAAAGAAACUGAAUUAAAUGAAGCAGUGACUAAGAAUGCUUUAUUAACUGCUCAAUUGCAUGAUGUGGAAAGAAUCAAGGAAGCUACAGUGUUGGAGGAAGAAAACACGCAACUAAAGAUGCAGUUGUCAGAGCUGAUUGUAAAGUCAGAAGCAAACGAAGCUGAAUUAAGAAGAGUAAUGGAAGAAAAUGUUCAGUUGAAUGCUAAACUCCAUUUGUCACUCGAAGAAAGGGAGCAAACUACAACCCAGUUUAAGAGGCAGUUCAGCAAUGAGUUGGAAAGAGUGGAGAGGGAGAAAGAAAAGGUCAUAAGCGAAUUACAAGAGAAAUUACAAAUGAAAGAUGCAGAGAGUGCUAUUUAUGUGGAAGAUUUUAAUAGCGAACGGGUUGACAGAGAAAGGAUUCACUCCCAGUUAGAGGAUUUAAGAGAAGAAUUUGCUCAAACAAAAGAAAGGAUGCUAAUUGAAAGACAGAGAUGUGAGCAAUUGGCAGAGGAGAAUGUUGAAUUAAGCAAUGAAAGGGAAAAAGCUCAGGAAGACAUACAAGUGCUAACAGCACAAGUGAAUGCUUACAGUCGUGAGGUGGACAAGCAAAAAGGAUUAGUAACUCAGAGUCAAGAGAAACACAAAACUGAGGUUGAUCAGUUAAGGGGAGAGAUCAGUAGUCUCAGGGAAGAAAUCAACUCACUUAGAAAAGAGAAUGAAGGAAUGAAGGCAGCCAACACUGAACUAAUGAAGAAACUCAAAUCCCACAAGAGGACGUCAAGUUUGACAGACAAUCCUCAAAGCACCACCAGUAAAUCUCAAAAUACGAGAGACAGACAGUUAGAUGCUUCAAACUCUGCUACUAAACAACCUGUAAUCUCUCCAGUAGCUUCAUUACAGGGUGCUAGCAUUAAUGCUGUCUCACAUAGCAAUGGACAAAAGUAUCGUUCUCUCUCAAUGAAGCUCAAUAGGACUGAUGUCACGAGCAGUUUGCCACCAGCCACUGCAAUAACUGGUAGAACUAGCAGCAGCAGACCCAAACUAUAUAAUAAUGAGAUAGAAAGAGCUGAGGAAGAGGAGAGGCUGAGAUCAGAGAGAGAAGUAGACGCCAUUUUACUUGACGUUGACCAUACAAGGAAAUCAUACAAGCUAUUGACUCCAAGCGCUAUAGUUGAGAAUGGCUUGAAAGAGACUCGUGCUCGGGCUAAUACUUAUACCGAGGGUAUCACUCGUUCCAUUACCCAUACCCAGGCUGGCACUCAUACCCAGGCUAGUUCUCAUACCCAGGCUAGUGAAGCUAAUACUCAUACCCAGGCUAGUUCUCAUACCCAGACUAGUGAGGCUAAUACUCAUACCCAGGCUAGUGAAGCUAAUACUCAUACCCAGCCUAGUACUCAUACCCAUGCUAGUUCUCAUACCCAGACUAGUGAAGCUAAUACUCAUACCCAGGCUGGUACUCAUGCCCAGGCUAGUGAAGUUAGCAAGCGUGAGAAAGCACCCUAUGAUCCCAAUCUGGUCUGCCCGAAAUGUGGCAAGCAGUACCGUGUGGGAGGCAUACAGAAAUUAAGACGUCAUAUCAAUGAGCGUUGUACUGGGAAAGAGGACUGAACAUUUAAUCCACAUUGUAUAGCCAUGACCAUUUUAACCAUUUUUGAUAUUUUACUCACCAAAAUUCAUGUCCACGUGGAUUCACGUGGCCUAAGCUA
Molecule: messenger RNA, 3276 nt
Organism: Amphimedon queenslandica
Lineage: Eukaryota; Metazoa; Porifera; Demospongiae; Haplosclerida; Niphatidae
Product: intracellular protein transport protein USO1-like
Exons: 12
Coding region: 5-3178 (1057 amino acids)
Source: RefSeq, a predicted model, not a curated record